Molecule: messenger RNA, 228 nt
Organism: Knipowitschia caucasica
Lineage: Eukaryota; Metazoa; Chordata; Actinopteri; Gobiiformes; Gobiidae
Source: the annotation of a GenBank genome assembly
AUGACCGUGGCCCAGGACCAGGGAUUGGGAACCAUCGUUGGAGACCUGAGAGCUUUGAGAGUGAGUUCGGAGCGUCGCUGGGCCAUGGUUCGCUCCGGUGGUUUUGGGUUCUGCUCCCGGGACUGCUGGCUCUGUUCAGUCCGCUUUUGGGUGCAGUCCGCGCGGCGUGUGCCUCAGCUCUGCCCGGUCUGUGCUCUGGAGGCUGUGGAGGCUCCGAAGGCUCUGUGA